UAAGGCAGCAGCAUGCCGAUCAAGUGGAAGAAGUUAAACCUUACAGUACAACUACCAGUAGAAGUUAAAUCAUGGCGAUCGAGCAUGAUCCGCCAUGAUGGAUCAUGGAUGGCAGGCAGCAUGUGAGACGUGUGACCUUCUCCUCCUCCUCGUCGCCUUCCUUUGUGCGCUGUAAAAGGAGCCCCUUUUCCCCGAUCAAGAAGUAAAAUAUAGGAUCUCGUGCUGGGAAAGGUGGCGGCAGUGGUGGUGGCCAUGGCGCUCGCCGCGGGGACAGCCCCCGGGAAUCUUCGCCUUAGCCUCCUCAAUCAUGGCGCGGGAGUGGCCUCAUCACCUUCUUGGAAGCUUUACCACAACCCUCACUACUCCUCCUCCUCCUCACCGCGCGGCGAGAUCUCCUCCUCCUCCACCCCGUCUCGCAGCACACCCAACUCUCGCCGAAAGGAUCGAACAUCUAUGAUCGUUGCGGAUUUCGAGGACGGCGACGGCAUGGAGCGGCGGCUGGGGAGCGGGUACGGCGAAGGCGGCAUGGCGUCGGUGUCGGAGCUUGUGGCGCGCGUCGAGGAGCUCGGGGCGGAGCUCGAGUUCGAGCGGCGCAUGCGGCGCAAGGUGGAGGCGCUCAACGACGCGCUCGCGGCCGAGCUCGCGGAGGAGCGGCGCCGGACCGAGGCGGAGCGCGCGAGGGUGCGCGAGGAGCUCGACGAGGAGCGCCGGAUGCUGCGCGUCGCGGAGCUGUGGCGGGAGGAGCGGGUGCGGAUGAAGCUCGCCGACGCCCGGGACGCCUUCGUGGAGAGGCUGCGGGAGGCCGCCGACGCCGACGCCGGGCGCCGUGCUGCGGAUGCCAAUGCUGGAAACUGCGGCUGCUGCUGCAGGAGCAGCGGCGUCGGCAGCCCGAUCGGCGGCAAGGCGAGCCCGGCGAGCGGCCAGCGGAGCCCCGCGGGUGGUCAGCACGGCCAGCAGAGCCCGACGCGUGGCCAGUCGCACCGGCGGGAAGGUACCGGCGGCGAGAACCCGCACAUCAGGAGGGGGAUCAAGGGGUCCGUGGAGUUCCCGAGGGCCGUCCGGGUGCGCCCGCGCGGCGAGGACCGGGUGGAUCUGGCGUCCAACCUCGAGUGCCAGCGCGCGCAGCUGCGCGUCCUCAUGCGGCACCGCAGCCCGGCCACCGACGCCAUGGGCCUCGGAGACGCCGCGCCGGAUAAUCUGGUCGUGUAACAAAUGUAGUUUCUCGAGUGUAACAAUGUAACAAUGUAGUUAUACAUAGUCGCUGACAUAGUAAACUUUGUGCUGUAAUUCCUUGUUCAGAAAUGUCCAUCUGUUUUUUUUUC
Molecule: messenger RNA, 1322 nt
Organism: Lolium perenne
Lineage: Eukaryota; Viridiplantae; Streptophyta; Magnoliopsida; Poales; Poaceae
Source: RefSeq, a predicted model, not a curated record